AUUUUAAACCUCUGAAUUCUGCGGUUAUUGUAGUUCGAACCCUGGCGGUGCUAACAUGCUCUGGGACUAUAGUAUUUCGUGCGUUUGAUCGAUUGACAUAUACUAGUAGUCUACAUGGUUUCAACAUUAACAAACUCUCGUGAGAGUUAUAAUGUGAUGAUGCAGUAUUCCUCAAUCCUUCUUAUCAUCACCGACAUGUUAUUUGAUCAGCAGCAUGAUGGAACUCGCAAGUAGGCACAUGUUUGAGACUGUAUUUAUCCACCUAAUCCCCCUUAUUCAUUCCAGAUUUAGUACUAGCAGGCUACCAAAUGAUGAGCUGGUCUGGCAGCUAGUUGGCACUCCUUGUUUGCUAGCACCUGCAGCAUGAAAAUCAGAAUCGUAUGUUGUUGAGUCAACAGUGUACUAGUACUUGAUCAGUUGCUCUGUACUUAUACUCCAGCUAGCAGUGUCACUUGUACUCUGCAGUGGAAGUGAUCAACUCGCUCGACGUUGGAAGUUGUCACGACAAUGGCUGGAGGGCCGAUGGACGUCUGGAAUGAGUGGGCGACGCAGAUCCUGGUACUCUUGGGCCUCACCCUCCAGAUUGUCCUCCAUGUUUCCGCCAAGGUUCGUCAGCGUGAAGCAAGCUCAGUUCUGUUGAGGCUCCUCCUCUGGCUGGCAUACCAGCUGGCUGACUCGACCGCGACAUAUGCCGUCGGCCAGCUCUUCUUCAGCAGUACAUCGCGCGACCACCACCUCGUCGCCUUCUGGGCGCCAUUUCUCCUGCUGCACCUCGGUGGCCCGGACAACAUCACAGCGUACGCUCUCGAGGACAGUAAGCUCUGGAAGCGCCACCUUCUUAGCCUUGUGGUGCAGGUCCUGGGAGCUGGAUAUGUCAUGUACAAGCAUAUCGUCGGCAGCGGUAUCUUGCUCAUGCUAGCUGCCAUAUUGAUGGCAGUCAUCGGUGUUGCAAAGUAUGGGGAGAGGACAUGUGCGCUGUGGUGCGCCAACUUCAGCACUCUCCAAAGCUCUCUCAAGCUGAUGGCACGUGAGAAACAUCACCAACAUUUUCAUGCCGAGCAUCAAGACCAGUACACAGACUUUGAUGAUGUUGAUGACGAGCUCCUUCUGCAGUAUGCUCACUCCCUGUUUCAUAUCUGCAAGCGUGGGAUAGUUGAUUCUGUGAUCGAUGGAGAUCCAGACAGCCCGAGCGAGGAAGAUUCUGCGACCAAGGAAAUAAUCUGGAGCCUUAGGGAUGACCGUGCACGCAUUUGGACGGUGAUGGAGAUGGAGCUGUCCCUUAUGUAUGACAUCCUGUACACCAAGGCAAGCGUGAUCCACUCUUGGUUUGGCUACUGCAUUCGUGUCGUCUCGCCUCUUGCCAUCGUCGCCUCUCUUGUGCUGUUCCAGCUGAACAGCAAAGAUGGUUACAGCCGAGUCGACGUUGCCAUUACCUACACCUUAUUGGGUGGCGCCUUAGUCCUGGAGACGAGAUCGCUCCUAGCUGCACUAGGGUCGAGCUGGGCGCUUGCAUUCUUGUGUGGCACACGAUGGAAUUGGCUUCAGCAUGCAGCUCUGUGCACUGGAAGGUGGCAUCGUCUUCGCCGCGCACUUGUUUCUCUCCGCCGGUCUCCACCUGGCAAGAUGAUCAUGGCUGGAAGCUCGAGAAGGUGGCCAGGCACCAUAGGGCAGCACAACAUGCUGCGGUUUCGCACUGGACAGCUGGAUCCCACGAGUCGCUGGCUAGGAGAUAUUUCCAAGAUGCUGGGACUCCGCGAGUGGUGGGACAGGAGGUGCUACUCGUGGACCAUCAUAAUCCCGGAGAAGGUCAAAGAGCGUGCGCAGUGGGUUUCAUCACAUGAUAUAAACACAAUGGGCUUGUUCAGGCAUAGGUGGGAUGAAUCAGCACUUCAUGAAAAGAGGUACCCUGGGCUCUACGAGCAGUUGAAGACAUAUCUUGGGGUUGACUUCCAUGAGAGCAUCAUCAUCUGGCACAUUGCCACCGACUUGAUCCUCGCUGAGAGGAAGCAAAGGGGGCAUGAUUCAGCUGAUCCCCGCGUGGAGGUUGUCAGGACACUUUCCAACUACAUGAUGUUCCUCCUGGUGGACCGCCCGUACAUGCUACCAGGCCUUCCUCAAAACUGGCUGUACAAGCAAACCUGCAAAAAUCUGGACAGGAUAUGCAAAAAACACCUCGUCCACCCUCGCGGCAACAGUUUCUGCACCAUGCUGGAGAAGUUGUUCCGACCACACCAUCACUCUGGCUUGGAAUCUUCUGAGCUUGAGGAGAAGCUCGCAGACAUCAUACUGAAUGAGCUGCAGGAGAAGAAAACCUCGGACUCCGAAAAUCCUCGGCUCAUGUAUGCACGCAAAAUUGCUGCUCUACUGCUUUUUGAUGAGAACGAUGAGCUGCGCGUGCUGCUAGAUUUGUGGACCAACUUCCUAGCCUAUGCAGCCAACCGGUGCAGCAGAGAGUCACAUGCCAGGAAGCUUAGCAGCGGCGGUGAGUUCACGACCGUCCUGUGGCUUUUGAUAGAGCACCUUUCCCAAGUAAAAGGAGGUGCAAAACAGGGGCAGAGCCGUGUAUAAUUCAUUUUAGUAGUUCAUGUCACCCACCGAUAAUGUAUAUCUUUUAUUUGGCA
Lolium rigidum is the source of this 2621-nucleotide messenger RNA. RefSeq lists its product as uncharacterized. NCBI's taxonomy places the organism in Eukaryota, Viridiplantae, Streptophyta, Magnoliopsida, Poales, Poaceae. Bases 508 to 2568 code for a protein of 686 amino acids. The record is from RefSeq and is a predicted model, not a curated record. The transcript has 3 exons.